Prorocentrum cordatum is the source of this 2079-nucleotide messenger RNA. NCBI's taxonomy places the organism in Eukaryota, Dinophyceae, Prorocentrales, Prorocentraceae. The record is from the annotation of a GenBank genome assembly.
AGCCGUUUUGGCCCGAGCACCCCUCCAAAGCAAGACCGCCCGAUAGCGGCCCACGGUACCCGGCCCCCUCGCGCGCCUGCCAACGUCGGGGGCCAGAGCCUCGCCACCAUGUCUGCAGCGUUCGUGGUCGAGGCCGUCGACGCCAUCAUGUCGGCUGCGCUUGCCAACCUCGAUGGCCUCGAGGUCGUGGAGCUCCUCUCCCCAGCGAGGAGCGCGUUCGGGAUCGCCUUCGACCUCACUGACCAGUUCAAGAGCACCCCGCGCACCGGUGUGCAGUCCCAGGCCCGCGCGCGCCUGGAAGGCUACGUCAGCACGCCCGUGAAGGAGGGCCAGCCGAAGAGCCCCGCGGGGGACUCGUUGCCUCGCCUCCUGAGCGAGGGCCGCGCUGCCAAGCUGCACAUCGAGAACGAGGCGAAGAGGCAGGCGGCGGAGUGCGCCAGGGCCAAGGAGGUGGAGCGUGCCCGUAGCCUGAGCGACUGGCUCAAGGGGAAGGUCAGCCACGCCCUCGAGAAGCGCAAGGAUCUGCUGGCUGAGGUCAGCCAGAAGGCGAAGAUGCACGCGGAGGCCGUCGAGGGCACGCUGAGGAGGGUCCAGGAGGCCGAGGAGCAUCGCCGUGAGGAGCUGAAGGCCAAGCUCGAAAGCACGCGGAGGCCGUCGAGAGCAAGCUGAGGAGGGCCCAGGAGGCCGAGGAGCAUCGCCGCGAGGAGCUGAAGGCCAAGCUCGAGCGCAAGACAGGAUCGAAGGUCAGCGGCAAGGUCUCCGACGCCGCCGUCGGAGACCUUGGAGCCCGUCUUGGAGUGAGAGAUCUUGGACGACUCCAGGUCCUGGAGGCUCCUGUGGCUGCUGCAUCCAAGAAGGUCCAGCCAUCCGCCCGUGCCGGCGGCGAGGCAGUGUCUGGCUCGAUCAUCAGGUCUUCGCCGUCCCUUGACCUCGAAGGCCUCGAGGGCAUGAAGCUCCUCUCCCCAGCGAGGAGCGCGUUCGGGAUCGCCUUCGACCUCACUGACCAGUUCAAGAGCACCCCGCGCACCGGUGUGCAGUCCCAGGCCCGCGCGCGCCUGGAAGGCUACGUCAGCACGCCCGUGAAGGAGGGCCAGCCGAGGAGCCCCGCGGGGGACUCGUCGCCUCGCCUCCUGAGCGAGGGCCGCGCUGCCAAGCUGCAUAUCGAGAACGAGGCGAAGAGGCAGGCGGCGGAGUGCGCCAGGGCCAAGGAGGUGGAGCGUGCCCGUAGCCUGAGCGACUGGCUCAAGGAGAAGGUCAGCCACGCCCUCGAGAAGCGCGAGGAGGUGCUGACUGGGGUCAGCCAGAAGGCGAAGAGGCACGCGGAGGCCGUCGAGGGCAAGCUGAGGCGGGUCCAGGAGGCCGAGGAGCAUCGCCGCGAGGAGUUGAAGGCCAAGCUCGAGCCCAGCCACACCCUCGAGAAGCGCAAAUAUCUGCUGGCUGAGGUCAGCCACAAGGCGAAGAAGCACGCGGAGGCCGUCGAGGGCACGCUGAGGAGGGUCCAGGAGGCCGAGGAGCAUCGCCGUGAGGAGCUGAAGGCCAAGCUCGAGCCCAGCCACGCCCUCGAGAAGCGCAAAGAGGUGCUGGCUCAGGUCAGCCAGAAGGCGAAGAUGCGCGCGGAGGCCGUCGAGGACAAGCUGCGGAGGGUCCAGGCGAGCGAGGAGCAACGCCGUGAGGAGCUGAAGGCCAAGCUCGAGCCCAGCCACGCCCUCGAGAAGCGCAAAGAGGUGCUGGCUCAGGUCAGCCAGAAGGCGAAGAAGCACGCGGAGGCCGUCGAGGGCACGCUGAGGAGGGUCAAGGAGGCCGAGGAGCAUCGCCGCGAGGAGCUGAAGGCCAAGCUCGAGCGCAAGACGGGCUCGAAUGUCAGCGGCAAGGUCUCUGCUGGGCUGCAGCCGCCCGCGGGUGCUGCACUGAAGAGGUUCCAGCCACCCGCCCGCGCCGGCGGCGAGGCAGUGCUCUCGCCUCGCCCGCUCUCCGAGCCAGAGCUGCAGUCUGGCUGGGUCAUCAUCACGGAGGCGACGGAGCAGGCGGCGUGAGCGUGGAGCGUUAAGUCGGGCCUGUCCCUCUGCAGGAGGAGUAUGC